UGGGUUAAACACUGAAGAAAAGUUUAUUUAGCUCCCAUGUAAGCAAUGGAUGAAGUUUGUUAAAUCAUAUGGCUCGACUCUGUGUUUUAAAUGCCGCCCGUUUAAGGGAAAAUAACGCGGAGACAACGGCAAACAUCCUAAAUGUACAACAUCACAGACUAGUCUGCUUGUCGGAGGAGUGUUUGCGCAUUUUGUCUUGACAGUGACACUCGUAUCCAUGAGGUGACUGCAGCUCGUAUUUAAAUCACACUGAACGAUGGCAAACGGAAAUCAGACAGUUGUGUUGUUGUCCGAGCAGGUGGUAGUUUUGUUUUCGUGCGCCCUUUCGUUUCUGGGCUCGUCGCUGAUCAUCCUCACCUUCUUCAUCUGGCCAGAUUUGAGGACAACUCCGAGGAAGCUCCUGGUCUGCCUCUCGGUGUCCGACUGGCUGUCCGCCGUCUCCUACGCCUACGGGGUCUGGAGAGUUUUUCACACCGACUCGCUGGACUGCGUCGUGCAAGGAGCGAUCUCCACUUUCGCCAACACGAGCUCUUUCUUUUGGACCGUGUCAGUUGCCGUUUACCUGUACGUGCUCAUCGUGAGGUCCAGCCAGCGAGCCGCCGAAAGCCUGGUGCUGUUUUUCCACCUUGUCAGCUGGGGUGUUCCUCUGGCCAUCACUGUUGCAGCCGUGUCCCUGAAUAAGAUUGGCUAUGAUGCGUCAGAGGUCUCGGUGGGCUGGUGCUGGGUCAGGAUCCACGCCCCCGACCAUGUGCUGUGGAUGCUGCUGACUGGAAAGAUCUGGGAGUUCUUGGCUUACCUCACCCUCCCCAUCCUCUACAUCCUGAUCAAGAGGCAUAUCCACAUAGCGCAUGCUGCCCUGUCCGAGUACCGUCCCAUCUUGGCCAACAGGCCUUCAUCCCACUCCUUCUCCUCCAUGGCUGAUAUGAAGCUAACACUCAUUCCCGUUAUCUUCAUCUUCCUGCGCAUUUGGAGCACAGUACGCUUCAUACUGCUGCUAGCCGGCUCUUCAGCCAGACAGAACCCUGUGCUGGUCACUCUACAUGGAAUUGGCAACACCUCACAGGGAGCAGCCAACUGCAUCAUGUUUGUACUGUUUACUCAGCCUCUCCGUGCACGCCUCUGCACGGCACUCUGCUGCCGCUCCAGGUGUCGAACAGAGGUGCAGCACUCGCAUGGCGCCGCUCACAGAUUGCUGCCGGGACAGGACACCCCCACACAGGGAGAAGAAGAUGGCACCAGAUGAGUCCAGACCGACAGAUGAUACUUGAGUCUGUGGAUGUGAACCUAGACAAAGGUUGAUGAAGGGGAGCGGUGGAGGUCUCCUCUGCUUCACAUUGAGCCUCAUUACAGCAAGUGCGGUGCACUUUGACUGGCUGCACCCCAACAUUUGGUGAAGCAUUUUAAGUGCUGCAGACUGACACACUGGACAUACAUAUUGUAGUUUUUUAUAUGUGCCGUCUAUCAAACCUAAAAGUGUUUGUCACUUUUAAGUUAUUACUUUUAUUACUUUUUUUACUGUGUGGGUUCACUUACCUUCUGAGGUUGUCACUGUGAAAUGAAUAUUGAGUUUUCUGCUUUUUCCACUGAGUAUUCAAGGAUUGUAUUUAUGGGGGAAGAGAUUACCCACCUUUUAACUGCUGAUUGAGUUAUGGUAAGUAAUAUGUUGUCUCUUGAGAGGUGAGAUGGCUUUGAGAAGUUAGUUUUCUUCACAGAAAAGAGAAAAUGUGGUCGGCCUGUCAGAGUGGAUUCAUAGCAGAAAAAAGCUUUAUCAAAACAUCUGUAAAAACUUGUCAUUCCAGUCUUGCACCAUAUUCUUGAGUACUGUACUCCUCUGCAGUCAGUCUGUAUGCUCAGUCAUUGUUAUGCUCAAACAUGGCUAAAUACCCUGCCUGUUACAGGACUUUAUUGAACAUGGAUGCAGCUCAGUCAUAUUUUGGUGAAACAAUGAGUCUUUUUAACAUACGAAGAAGGUUGUGGGUAAAUAAAAUGAUUUCCAAAUGUAUAUCCAAUAUGUCUUUGAGCGUGUUUAAAAUGUUUUGAUAAAGCUUGUGUGCAAGAAACCUGAUUACAUCUGACUGUCACUUUCAAAUAAACAAAAUUACAAUAUG
Molecule: messenger RNA, 2108 nt
Organism: Micropterus salmoides (largemouth bass)
Lineage: Eukaryota; Metazoa; Chordata; Actinopteri; Centrarchiformes; Centrarchidae
Gene: gpr157
Product: G protein-coupled receptor 157
Exons: 4
Coding region: 257-1243 (328 amino acids)
Biological process (GO): cell surface receptor signaling pathway; adenylate cyclase-activating G protein-coupled receptor signaling pathway
Cellular component (GO): plasma membrane
Molecular function (GO): G protein-coupled receptor activity; cAMP binding
Source: RefSeq, a predicted model, not a curated record